UUGUGUUUAAAUGUUUGUUUAUGAGAAGUACAAGCGUCAAUUUGUUAAUGUUUAUCUGAAUUCUAAAGUUUGACAUUAAACUUUAAUUAUUUGUUACUUAACGAACAAUAAGUAGACACUAAUGAUGAACAUGAAGUAAAUAUUAUAUUUUAAUAGUCUAAUAGAAAGCACUAUGCAAUGUUGCAUUAGUUAAUGAAAAUAAAUGUUAUUAAAUCAACAUAUAUAAUUAUGUUUUAGUAUUUUCAGAUAUUGUUUUCCAAUAUUAUACCUAUAAAUCCCAUUCAGAUUGAUUUAAAAUUAAGAGCGCUACAAAACCAUAUAUGGUUCAACAUCACUUCUGGCAUGAGACGGAUGGCCUGAAAUGUGUGGAUAGGGUGGGGCGUGAGGAGAAGACAAGGAUGCUCACGACUCCCCAGAGUGACCUCCAUCAAUCCAUCCAUUUUUGUCGGUAUUAGAAGUCAUGAACAACAGCAUUUUAUACAAUCCGGUCCAGCAAGAGAGAAUAAAGACAUUGAAGAUGUAAUGAAGUUAAAUCAGGAUUAACAUACGACACAACAUUCCCAAGAUGUUACAUCUGAAGAAACUACUGCUUUGUGUGUUCUUUGUUACAGGUAAGAAAAUGUAUUUGUGGUUUAUAUUCAGUCAUCGAUACGUUUUAACAUUGCAUUCAUUUCAAAUCAUUUUUUCACGAGUUUGCAGCGUGCAAGUACAACAAAAUGUAAAUGUGUUUAAAUACGUCUCUUAUUAUAUUAACUCGAUAGAUUUUUCUAUGAUGAUAGUGAAAGUGAAACCAACAUUUUUUUACUUUAAGCCACACAUACAUAUAUUUUUAACUUUAUUACUAGUAAUUAAUUCUAUUUAUGUCAUUAUUUAUUCAAUUUGUAUAUUGCAUUUUGAUAAUUAUAUAUUGAAGCAUAGAAUAGGCAUUGGCCAGGGCUAUUCAAUUGGCCCCCGAUGUAAUUUGAUCUGGCCCUUUAUGUAGUCUGUGAAAAAGACAUCUCUAGAAUAAAUGUAUUUAGUUGGACAACGGGCCCUACAGUUACGAGUUGAUGCGCAUGUUUGUAGAAAAAGCUUACUCAGACAUCUUACAAUGCACUUUACUUUCCACCUCCUCUGCCUGGAGAUUAUUGAAUUUUGAGAUGGUUCUCUGAUUUCUGCUCCAUUGCUUAACCCCUGUUCCGACUGUUUGGAGAAAUAUUUUAACCUCAUCAAACAUAUCAUGUGUCUAUUGGCUGUUUAGAAUCGCAACUAUGAACUAUUCACUCUUCUAAUCUAAGAACUAUUGAGUACUAAAUUAAAAUACAGUGGUGCCUGGCUAUUGCUUCAGUGAGUUUAUGUACUAAAUAUGAAAAAGUGUAUCUAAUUAUUGAAUAGUCUACAGAGAUGUAUUUCCUGGAUAUAAUACAAUUUGGAAACACUUUCUAAAUGUCUUUCAGUUGUGUUUGGUGUUACUGGAGAUGAAGUGGAGUCAGUGUCAGUCAUGGAGGGAGAUUCUGUUACUCUACACGCUGAUAUUAUUGACAUACUGAAAGAGGAUCACAUACUGUGGCUGUUUGGACCUCAGGGGACUCGUAUAGCUGAAAUCUAUAAACAUUACGAUGUCUGUGAUCCAUGUGAGAGCUUCAAAGACGGACUGAAGCUGGACAGUCAGACUGGAUCUCUCACCAUCACAAACAUCAAAAUCACAAACUCUGGACUUUAUCAACAUGAAAUAAUCAACAGUGACGUGCCUUCCAACAAAAGAUUUAAUGUUACUGUCUAUGCUCGUCUGCCCAUUCCUGACAUCACUCGUGUCAGUAACUCUUCAAAUUGUUCCUUGUUAUGUUCAGUGUUGGAUGUGAGAGAUGUGAGUCUGUCCUGGUAUAAAGGAAACAGUUUAUUGUCCAGCAUCAGUGUGUCUGAUCUCAACAUCAGACUCUCUCUAUCUCUGGAGGUUGAAUUUCAGGAUACAAACACAUACAGAUGUGUACUCAACAAUACCAUCACAAACCAAACUCAACAUCUCAACAUCAAUGAUCAAUGUUCAGAUUCCAGCAGCUAUUUAUAUUGGAUUGUCCCUGCAGCAGUGAUGGCUGUGGUCUUAAUUCUAGUAGCAGGAGCUGUAGCUGUCAAAUGCUAUAAGAGAAAUCAACAAACAGCAAGAAAGAAUCAAGAAACAGAAGAGGCACAAAUGAAUCGCAUAAACAAUUCUACGGGGUCUGGCAGUGAUGGACAUUUGGUUUCAAAUGGAGUUUCACACCACGUUUAAUGCCCUCCAUAGUAUGCUGAUUUUACAAGCAGUCAAAAUUUUUGGAGCCUGAUGAAAUCUGCCAGCACUGCCAGCAAUGUGAUAAAGAGAGGUGGAUCACCAACAAACUGUGCCUUUACAUCAAAGACCAAACGAUUGUUCACCUUAAGCAUUUUCACAUCUGGCAUAGAGACGGUUUUAGCAGUAACAACAUAAACAAGCGGUUUUCGUUGUCAUCACGUAACUUCUGGUAAACUCCACUAAGAAAAAGUCCUUUUAAAGUAGUUUAUUUAUAUAACAAGCAAAAUAAUCAACACGUAGAUUACCUAGGAAACCAAAACAUUUGUUAUUUUCGACAAGGUAUUUGUUUAAGAGUUGAGUUUAGCAACUACAGCAACUAGUCAGAUCAUUAAACAAACAGAAACCGGAAGUAAAGUUCCGACCAAACAAUCACUUGAUCUAUAGAUGUUACUGAUCAAGAUUGUAUUUUACGUCAGUAAAACCCAUUAUUCAGAGGUCCAGCCUAUAAUUUAAACGAUGAAAACUAACAAUUUUGUCAAUCCGACUGAAUUUAAUCCAAAUGAUGUUUUAUUAACGUAGUUUGGGAGGGAGAGGAAAACGUCAAACAAACUAUUAUAAGCUGUCUACAAUCAGCUAAUCAACAUAUCUACCCAAUCAGCACAAAGGCAAACCCGUAUAUAAUCACAGUCACACACCUAAUCCUUUCAUUCUUAACCUACAGAACAAAAACAAUCGGAUCAGAUAAAGGUUUUUCAAUACGAUUGAGCCAUCAAUAUCAUUACAAACAGAUUGUUUGGUUGCAUGUAAACGUAGCUAUUGUAAAGUUGGCUUAUAGCACCAAAGCAGACACAUUCAUACUUGUUGAGAGGAGAUAUCAAGAACAUUGAGUUUUCUAGCAUUGCUUAAUAUUAGGAAUAGCAUAUUUUUCUCUGUCUUAAAAGUAAUACUGAGAUUAUGCUGAUUAUGCCGUUUGAGCCACAUUUUAAAAACACUGUCCAAAACUUUCUUCUUUCAUCUUAGGUUUUCAUCUUUCAGGGUGUGCAAUAUACUACUGCCAGCAUCUUGAUUGUAUCUAAAAUAUCAUAUUAUAGAUAUUUUGGAGUCUUUGCAUUGGUUUUAAAGUGGUCAUAGCGUGAAAAUCAGACUUUUUCCAUUUUUAAUUGCUAUAAUUGGGUCCCCAGUGCUUCUAUCAACCUAGAAAAUGUAAUCAAGAUUAACCCAGUAACUUUGUUUGGGUAAGCCAUUUUCUGCAAGUGUGUGAAAAAUUAGGUCGUUCAGAAUUUGCCUGUUUUGUGAGGUGAUAAUACCACCCCCUUUAUCUGCAAUAUCCAACCACAGCACUGCCAUAGUGCAGAAAGAAAGAGAGAAAGGAAAAAGUACUUGACAGCACAAUUGAGUUUCAAUUACAACAAACCACCAUCAUUGUGAUCAGUGGUUGCACUUCAUCCGCUCAUUUGCA
This is a messenger RNA of Misgurnus anguillicaudatus (oriental weatherfish), 3707 nucleotides long. The record is from RefSeq and is a predicted model, not a curated record. Lineage: Eukaryota; Metazoa; Chordata; Actinopteri; Cypriniformes; Cobitidae.